Aspergillus steynii IBT 23096 is the source of this 1682-nucleotide messenger RNA. RefSeq names its product rRNA-processing protein NOP12 (gene nop12). The record is from RefSeq and is a predicted model, not a curated record. Gene Ontology annotation, molecular function: RNA binding. The transcript is spliced from 2 exons. NCBI's taxonomy places the organism in Eukaryota, Fungi, Ascomycota, Eurotiomycetes, Eurotiales, Aspergillaceae. Bases 1 to 1575 code for a protein of 524 amino acids.
AUGGGCAAGAAAUCCAAAUCCCACUCGGAGAAAGCUCCGCAAACGGGCCAAACUGAGGCCUCUCUUCCUUUCCUGAGCGGAAAGGCCUCUGUGGAUCCGAGUUUGGCUUCGCUGUUUGAGCAAAGUGCGGGUCCAGUGAAAGCCCCCCAGGUUCCGGCACCCGUUGCGACGUCAAAGGCCGAGACUCUCGACGAUGAAAGCGCCGAAAAUGAGGAGGCAGGGUCGGCCGAGGAAGACGAGGUCAUGCAGGAAGCUUCCGAGCCCGUGGAAGCGUCCGAAGCUCCCAACCGGAAACGCAAGAGGACAAAUGGAGAAGAUCUCGAAGAGACAUACAUGCGUCGCAUAGCGAAGGAGGAGGAGAAGGAAGAGAAGAAACGUCUUUCGGAGAAGGCGAAGCGACAGAAGGUUGAAGAGGAAGAGGAGGAGGAAGGUAGCGACGAGGACGACUCGUCUUCCGAGCAAUCGCAAGAUGAAGCAGAGAGCUCCGACGAGAACGAGGGCAAAAUUGCCCUCCCGAAGCACGAGAGCCAAUCUGCAGAUGCUGGCUCCCCAGAGAUCGAGAAGUCGAAUCGAACGGUCUUCUUAGGCAACGUCUCGAACGAGGCCAUCAAGUCUAAGACCGCCAAGAAGACCCUUUUGAAACAUCUCGGAUCGUUUCUCUCAGGGCUUCCUGAAUCUACGGGGCCCCAUAAAGUGGAAUCGAUCCGUUUCCGCUCCACGGCCUUUUCGGGCGGCGGGCAUCUCCCCAAGCGAGCCAGUUUCACCCAAAAGGAACUAAUGGACGAAACCACGCCCAGCACCAAUGCCUACGUUGUCUACAGCACCCUACAGGCUGCGCGGAAAGCCCCCGCAGCUCUGAACGGCACCGUGACCCUCGACCGACAUCUGCGUGUCGACAGCGUCGCGCAUCCCUCGCAAACCGACCACAAACGGUGCGUUUUCGUCGGCAACCUCGAUUUCGUCGACCACGAGACCAACCCGGAUGAGGAGGAGAAAAAGAAGAAGAGGAAGGCCCCGGCCGAUGUCGAGGAAGGUCUGUGGCGGACGUUCAAUGCCCACACGACCCGUUCCAAGGAGAGGGAGGCCAGCCGAGGCAACGUCGAGUCCGUUCGGGUGAUCCGUGACCGUGCCACCCGCGUUGGCAAAGGCUUCGCCUAUGUGCAAUUUUACGACCAAAACUGCGUGGAGGAGGCGCUCCUCCUGGACGGAAAGCAAUUCCCGCCCAUGCUACCACGGAAGCUGCGGGUUUCCCGGGCCAAGAAGCAGUUGAAGAAACGCGAUGACAACAAUGCUCCGCCCGCCAGACUUCGGGACUCCGAUAAGACGCUCCAGGGCCGUGCCGGUAGGCUGUUCGGCAAGGCCGGGGCCGCCAAGGUGAAGGCAGACGCAACGAAAUCCAUCUCGCAGAACUCCAUGGUAUUCGAGGGUCACCGCGCGACUGACGAUGGCUCGUCUCGUAUCCGAGUCAAGACCAAGAGCCGUGGUUCUAAAGGCAAGCCGAAAAACCGGAGCAGUCAGCGGGCAGCGGCCUACAAAGCGGCCGGUGGGCGUAAAGGCAAAAUGGAGAACAAGUGAUAUCAGUAUGGUCUAGUAUUUUUUUUUCUUUUUCUGUAUGUAUUUUCGGUCAAAAGUAUUGAGCGCCUAGAACAUCAUCAAUACAAUAUCCAGAGGAUUCGGCGCGU